AUGAGCCUCCUCUACAGCCGUGGUCUCCAAGCCCCGGGCCGCAGCCAGAGAGGUUCCACCAGUUCAGGUUGUACCAACAGCAGCGAAACUGACACGCAUCGAAAGGAGCUUAAACCUGGAGACCUGAUCGAGAUCUUCCGUGGUGCGUAUAAGCACUGGGCUGUUUAUGUUGGUGGUGGAAACGUUGUUCACUUCGUAACACCCGGGUUGGGUUCAAGCUCCAGCGGUGUUGGUGUUGUUGGUCUGGGCAAAGUGUUGAAGCAGAAGCUGCAGGACGUGGUGGAGAAGGACAAGUGGAGAGUCAACAAUCUCCUGGAUCAUAAUUACCCACCUCGUCCAACUAAUGAUAUCGUGAAGAAUGCCUGUUCACUGGUGGAUACAGAACUGCUGUACGACCUGUUGAAGUACAACUGUGAACACUUCGCCAUUGAGAUGCGUUACGCCAAGCCUGAGAGUCGGCAGGUGAAGGCCACAGUCGCAGGAGUAGCAGCAGGAGCAGCAGUCCUGCUGGGCGGAGGACCCGUCCUGGUGGCCGGAGCUGUGGGAGUUCUGGUAGCACGUGCUUUAAAAAACUAACAAUGACAAUCCAUAAAUGUCUUUUUUAUUAAGUUUAUAAGUUUGGUCAAAUCCACAUGACCUCACUUCAGAAAUGAAGGUGCCACUUCCGACUUGGAAACAACUCACUCAAUAAUGUUUUUCUCUUCAACUGAGGAGGAGCAUGAUGUUUAUGUCAAAGAAAUCAAAUAUUUCAUAUG
Messenger RNA from Cololabis saira (Pacific saury), 755 nucleotides. RefSeq names its product phospholipase A and acyltransferase 3-like. The transcript is spliced from 5 exons. Gene Ontology annotation, cellular component: cytoplasm. Lineage: Eukaryota; Metazoa; Chordata; Actinopteri; Beloniformes; Belonidae. Gene Ontology annotation, biological process: N-acylphosphatidylethanolamine metabolic process. Gene Ontology annotation, molecular function: glycerophospholipid phospholipase A1 activity; A2-type glycerophospholipase activity. The record is from RefSeq and is a predicted model, not a curated record. The coding region runs from base 1 to 576 and encodes 191 amino acids.